Messenger RNA from Mya arenaria, 2184 nucleotides. RefSeq lists its product as uncharacterized. NCBI's taxonomy places the organism in Eukaryota, Metazoa, Mollusca, Bivalvia, Myida, Myidae. The record is from RefSeq and is a predicted model, not a curated record. Gene Ontology annotation, molecular function: nucleic acid binding. The transcript is spliced from 2 exons. Bases 1 to 2184 code for a protein of 727 amino acids. Gene Ontology annotation, biological process: DNA integration.
AUGUUUAUGCGUAUUGUUGAGGCUAUGAUGAUGUUUUUCCAAAAUGCAAUACGGACCUCACUUGAAGGACUUGAAGGUGUACAAAACAUCAGCGAUGACAUAAUCGUGUAUGGCAAUUCGCAGGAGCAACACGACAGUAGACUGGCAGCCGCCCUACGACGUCUACAGGAAAAAGGCCUCACACUGAACAAACAGAAAUGUGAAUUCAACAAGAAAACGCUUGAAUUCUUCGGCUAUAUUUUCAGUGAAAACGGAUUUUCUGCUGACAAGAAAAAGUGUGAAAUAAUCAAAAACACACCUGCUCCACAAAACGCAUCAGAAGUACGAAGCUUCCUCGCAAUGACAAACUAUGUCUCCAGAUUCAUACCAAACUACUCCACAACGACAGAACCUUUGCGAAUGCUCGUGAAAAAAGAUGCCAAAUUCGUUUGGGAAGAAAGACAGCAAAAUGCUUUUGAUAAACUCAAAUCGGAUCUAAGCAGUGAAACUGUAAUGACAUAUUUCGAUCCAAAAUUGACAACACAAAUUGUUGCAGAUGCAAGCCCCGUAGGCAUAGCAGCAAUCAUGCUGCAAGGAGGGAAAGUAGUUAGCUAUGCAAGCAAAUCAUUAACAGAUACCGAGAAAAGGUACUCUCAGACCGAGAAAGAAAACUUAGCUAUCGUAUGGGCAAUUGAACACUGGCAUAUAUACCUCUUUGGACACAAAUUCACCGUCAUAACAGACGCAAAAGCGCUUGAACACAUAUACAAAAACCCGAAGUCCAAGCCGCCAGCCAGACUGGAACGGUGGCGAAUGAAAAUGCAAGCCUAUGAUUUUGAUGUCAUAUACAAGCCAGGUGAAUCGAACAUGUCAGACUACCUAAGUAGGCACCCUGAUGUCACAAAGACGCAAGCAAGCAACGCAGGAAAAAUCGCAGAAGAAUACCUGUCAUUCAUUACAUACCAUGAUGUUCCAAAAGCGAUGACGUUGCAUGACAUAAUCAAUGAGACAAGCAGUGACAACGACCUACAACAGGUGAUGCAAAACGUCAGACAAUCCUCGUGGAAAUCAAAUUACAAAGCAAAUACGGUACUAGAUACACUUGCACGUGUGAAAAAUGAACUGACAGUUGUGACGUUCAAAAACGGCGAAGUUCUCUUGCAUGGAAAUAGAAUCGUGUUACCUAAACAGUUGCAACAGAAGGCUAUUUCAUUAGCACACGAAGGACACCCAGGAAUAGUUAGGACAAAACAACUAUUGCGCGAAAAGGUGUACUUUCCAAAAAUGGACAAAGUGGUUGAGGACUUGUGUAACAGUUGUAUUCCCUGUCUCGCAGCAACUGAUAAAAACUCCAGGGAACCACUUCAAAUGACUGAAAUGCCAAAACAGGCAUGGGAUUCAGUGAGCAUGGAUUUCUGUGGACCAUUUCCUGAUGGAAAAUAUCUUCUUGUUUUGAUUGAUGACUUUUCAAGAUUCCCAAUUGUUGAAAUAAUAACAUCUCUUAAUGCAAAAUCAGUUAUUGAGAAGCUUGACAAAAUAUUCUCAGAAUAUGGAAUACCUGAAGUACUGAGAACUGACAAUGGACCGCCGAUGAAUAGUGCAGACUUUCAAAACUUUUCAAAACAAUUUGGUUUCAAACACAGAAAAAUAACCCCUAUCUGGCCUCAAGCAAACGGAGAAUGCGAGCGUUUCAUGAAAACAAUAGGAAAAGUAAUUCGUGCAGCAAAAACUCAAAAAGCAGAUUGGCGCACAGACAUGUAUGCAUUCGUACGCAACUAUAGAGCUACAAAACAUGCGACUACAAAAUACAGUCCAGCAGAACUAUUAUUUGGAAGACAGAUUAGAAUAAAAUUACCAUUUGCACCAUCGAAACCUUCAAAGGAAAAUGUGCAAGUCAAAGCUCGUGAAAAUGACGCAUAUCAAAAAGCUAAAAUGAAAUCGUACGCGGACGCAAAACGGCAUGCAAAGCCGGCAACAUUUAACGUUGGCGACUCUGUACUUGUCAAACAACACAAAACAAACAAAUUCUCCACACCUUUCGACAGUCAGCCAUAUAAAAUUACAAAGAUAAACGGUUCGAUGAUAACAGCGAAAAGAGGAGACAAGUCAAUCACCCGUAAUUCGUCCUUUUUCAAGCUGAUAAGGCUACAAGACUCCGACAGCGAGGACGACUUCGACGACUUCUACCGUCCUGGCAGAUGCUGA